AUGCAUUAUCCACGUCAACAAGCAUUAUGUGAGCUCGCGAAUUUCGCAGAGCCAGAAUCUCAUUACACCGAUUUCACACUUGUUGACACAAAUCAUGAAGUUGCUAGACUGAUUCGGGUAUUUGCAAUGGGGUGGCGGCCGCCGUGUGUGCCGAGGCCUACAGCCUCAUAUCAAGGGGCGUCGUCUCAGCUGAAGACACUGGUCGGUGUUCACUUUGAUCCGAGUUUUGUAUUCCAGCAUUCUCUGACUGAAGUAGACAAGAUCAUUACAUCAGGUCUUGGCCCGCGUUGGGCAUUGCGCAGUCCUAUUAUGACCAAGACUCUUAGAGGCGGAGGAGACUUUAAUUAUUUCCUUGACCAUUUGGGACCGGCGUUCGAUUCAUGGCUAAGU
This is a messenger RNA of Aspergillus nomiae NRRL 13137, 390 nucleotides long. RefSeq lists its product as uncharacterized. Gene Ontology annotation, molecular function: oxidoreductase activity. The annotation marks the transcript as partial. NCBI's taxonomy places the organism in Eukaryota, Fungi, Ascomycota, Eurotiomycetes, Eurotiales, Aspergillaceae. The transcript is spliced from 2 exons. The record is from RefSeq and is a predicted model, not a curated record.